Polistes canadensis is the source of this 750-nucleotide messenger RNA. RefSeq names its product protein takeout-like. The record is from RefSeq and is a predicted model, not a curated record. Bases 1 to 750 code for a protein of 249 amino acids. Lineage: Eukaryota; Metazoa; Arthropoda; Insecta; Hymenoptera; Vespidae. The transcript has 3 exons.
AUGAAGUAUUCGAUAUUAUUUUUAACGUUGGUCUGCUGUAUUUCUGGUAAUAAUGUACCGCAAUUACCAUCAUUCUUUAAAAUAUGUCACCGAAAAGAUCCAUAUUUGAAUAAAUGUAUGAAAGAAAGCAUGAAACAAUUGAAACCAUAUUUAAAUAAAGGAAUUUCAGAAUUAAAUAUUCCACCUUGCGAACCAUUUUAUAUCGAUCGAGCAGAUUUUAAUCAGACAAGUGGUUCUAUUUCUAUAAACUCCUCUUUCACGGACAUUAAAAUUUUCAAUGCAUUUAAUAGCGAUGUAAAACAAUUUAAGUACGAGAUGGAGACAAAUGAAUUGAAAAUAAAACAAUAUAUUCCACAUUUCGAAAUAUAUUCGAAAUAUUAUUUGGACGGUAAAAUUAUGAUGUUACCACUAUCAGGGAUUGGAACAGCUUCUUUUAAUUUAACCGACGUUGACUAUACUUUAAAUAUUAAAUUCGAACCUUACCAUGAACCUAAAACGAAUCAAGAACACUUUCGUGUUAAUUAUUUGAACAUCGAUUAUAACAUACGUAACAUACAUGUACACUUAGAUAAUUUGUUUAACGGUGACAAAAUACUCCAGGAAGUAAUGAACGUAUUUUUAAAUAAUAAUUGGAGAUUAAUUAUCAAUGAGAUCAAACCUGCUUUAGAAGAAAAUGUUUCUAAUAUAUUUAAAAAUAUAAUAGAUAAGAUCUUUACGAUUUAUCCGAUCGACACAUUGCUACCACCAUAA